This is a messenger RNA of Drosophila ficusphila, 669 nucleotides long. RefSeq lists its product as uncharacterized. The coding region runs from base 92 to 580 and encodes 162 amino acids. NCBI's taxonomy places the organism in Eukaryota, Metazoa, Arthropoda, Insecta, Diptera, Drosophilidae. Gene Ontology annotation, biological process: monoatomic ion transmembrane transport. The record is from RefSeq and is a predicted model, not a curated record. Gene Ontology annotation, cellular component: membrane. The transcript is spliced from 3 exons. Gene Ontology annotation, molecular function: proton-transporting ATPase activity, rotational mechanism.
UGGUGAUCCCAUUACCUUUCCAGUUUCCGUAGGAUUUAUUUUUUUGUUUUUAGGCAGGGACGGGGGAGCUGGGACUCCGGUAAGUAGAAAAAUGGACUCCCGUCGAAUGUCGAACCACAGGCGGGAUAAGAGAAAAGCGCCGGGUUCCAAUGAUGGGGAAAGGCCGGGAUCCGAUGAUUCGGGCAGCGACAGCGAUACAAGUUAUAUGGAAAGAUCAAGCAAAGUAAUACCGGAGGAUCCCUCACUUCUGCGAAUUGUUAUCAUGGCAGAUCCUGAGGUUACCCUGGGAUUUCUUUUGGCCGGCGUUGGUUAUCAAAAAGACAGAUUUCGCAGCUAUAUGAUGGUGGAAGCCGAAACAUUACAGGAGGACAUCGAGCAUUUCUUUCUGACUGCCUACAGAAGAUCCAACAUUGGAAUCAUCAUCGUUGAUUACGAGACGGCCAAAAGACUGAAGAAUGUGAUGCAGCGAUGCCACCAAGUGCUUCCCAUUUUGAUCACAGUUCCCAACAAGUCCUCACUGACCACCUAUUUGGACAAAAAGGAGCGCAACCGGCGACUUCGCCAACGGGAUGCUUACUAGGCUGCAACAGGAUUUGGAUUUAAUACAGAUCCCUUAAUCUGUUACAAAUUUGCAUACAACUUAAAUUAUUAAAUAAGUAUUUUAACCUA